Messenger RNA from Thlaspi arvense, 2802 nucleotides. The record is from the annotation of a GenBank genome assembly. Lineage: Eukaryota; Viridiplantae; Streptophyta; Magnoliopsida; Brassicales; Brassicaceae.
AUGACAAGCGUGAGACCUGGGUUGCAUGAGUUUAAUUUGGCUUCAAGAAGAGCCGAAGAAGCAGCGGCGAGGCGAUUUCAAGCCGUGGAAUGGCUUCAGUCUGUAGUGGGUCAACUCGGUAUUCCGAGUCAGCCAUCGGAGAAGGAGUUCAUUUCUUGCUUGAGAAACGGUAUGAUACUGUGCAAUGCAAUCAACAAGAUUCACCCAGGAGCCGUUUCCAAGGUUGUGGAGAACUACUCGCAUCUGCAGUCAUUUAACCGAGAGUAUCAACCUCCUCAAGCUUAUCAAUAUUUCGAGAAUGUACGGAACUUUCUUGUGGCUCUAGAACAACUGAGGCUUCCAGGAUUUGAAGCUUCUGAUCUCGAAAAGGAUAAUCUGGAGUCUGGAUCAGUGAGCAAAGUUGUGGAUUGCGUUUUAGGACUUAAAGCAUACCAUGAGUGCAAGAUAACGAGCAGUGGCAAUGGGUUCUACAAGCACAUCAAAACGCCAACGUUUCAGCUCUCUGCAACUAAGAUUCAUCCACUUAGUGCUUCCAAGGCGUCUAGGCAUUUGGACAGAAACGACCUCGCAGAUGGUGAAUCUGAUCAGCUCAAAGUGAUAGCCAAGUUGUUUGCGGAUCACAUUUUCAACUCCAAGGAAAAUAUUGAUGAGAAUCUUAGUUCACUUGAGAAUGGCAGCGAGAACUCUAGAGCAAAUUUCCAGAAAAUCAUCUCAAGAUUCCCAGAGCUUCAAUCAGUCUUCCAGAAAUUCCUAAACGAAGGCACCCCAAAACCAUCAGACUUAAAAUCGAUGCCCCUGGAGGAGUCGGCUGUCAAUGAAGAAGACCAGUCCAGCAGAAGUCUCCUACACCAAAAAAAAUGCAACCAUAAGCGUUUACUGAAAACACAAGAAAAGGAGCUUGCGUUGCUCAAGACUUUGUUUAUAAAAACGAAGCAGGAUUUUAAGGAAUUUCAGGUUCAUUUGCAAAGAGACCUGAUGGAACUAGGGAAUCAGAUGCAAGAGAUGUCAUCAGCAGCUCAAGGAUAUUACAAAGUGGUGGAAGAGAACCGAAAGUUAUAUAACAUGGUGCAAGAUCUUAAAGGGAAUAUACGAGUGUACUGCAGAGUUCGACCGAUCUUCAAUGGUGAAAUGAAAGGAGUAAUAGAUUACAUCGGAAAAGAUGGCUGUUUGUUUGUCGUGGAUCCAUCAAAGCCUCUAAAAGAUGCAAGAAAAACGUUUCAGUUUAAUCAAGUCUUUGGUCCAACAGCAACUCAAGGUGAUGUAUUCAGAGAAACACAACCAUUAAUCAGAUCAGUGAUGGAUGGCUACAAUGUCUGCAUUUUCGCUUAUGGCCAGACAGGAUCAGGGAAGACAUACACAAUGAGUGGUCCCCCAGGCAGAUCAGCUACUGAAAUGGGAAUAAACUAUCUAGCUCUCAGUGAUCUCUUUCUGAUAUGUGAUAAAAGAAAGGACAUGAUGACCGAGGAUGAUGGCUUGAGUCUUCCUGAUGCUACAAUGCAUUCUGUGAAUUCUACAAAGGAUGUCCUUCAGUUGAUGGAGGCUGACACAUCUGGGGGAACCCUCCGGAGUUGCUUGCAUCUGGUGGAUCUUGCUGGGAGUGAGAGAGUAGAUAAAUCAGAGGUUACUGGAGACAGACUCAAGGAAGCACAGUAUAUAAACAAAUCUCUUUCUUGCCUCGGAGAUGUGAUAUCUGCAUUGGCUCAGAAGAAUUCUCACAUCCCAUACCGAAACAGCAAGCUGACGCUUCUACUUCAAGACUCAUUAGGAGGGCAAGCCAAAACAUUGAUGUUUGCUCAUCUGAGUCCUGAGGAAGACUCCUUUGGGGAAACAAUCAGUACCUUGAAGUUCGCACAAAGAGCUUCGACAGUCGAACUUGGCGCUGCUCGUGCACAAAAAGAGACUAGAGAGGUUAUGCAUCUCAAGGAGCAGAUUGAAAACCUGAAGAAGGCUUUGGGUACUACAGAAUGGAACAAUGUUUCUUACAGUGGAGCAAAGGAGGUAAAAUCUCCUUUAAGCAGGCCGAUGGCAACAACAGAGAGAACUCCUCCACGUCUCAGAAGAUUAAGCAUCGAAAACUGUAGCAACACAAAGGCCAACCUUGAUGACAGAAAAGGUAUCAAAUCGCCUCUGGCCUCUCGCCGUGCAAAAAGAUUGAGUUUGGAGGGUCCAAAGUCCUGUAAAAACGAAGGACAGGGUAAAGGAGAUAUCACCAUUGAAGUGAACCAGCUCAAGAAUCCACGGAGUCCUCUGAGCACUUACCAAAACAGAGCAGUGAAAGGAGAUCCCACCAUGGAAGUGAACCAGCUAAAGAAUCCACGGAGUCCUCUGAGCGCUUACCAAAACAGAGCAGUGAAAGUAGAUGGCAGAACAACAAGCAUUCCUCAAUUCAGAAGAUUAAGCAUCGAAAACUGUAGCAACACAAAGGAAAACCUUGAAGACAGAAAAGGUAUCAAGUCACCUCUGGCCACUCGCCGUGCAAAAAGACUGAGUUUGGAGGGUAAAAGUGAUCCCACCAUGGAAGUGAACCAGCUCAAGAAUCAACGGAGUCCUCUAAGCUCUUACCAAAACAGAGCAGUGAGAGGAGAUGGGAGAACAAGCAUUCCUCAACUCCAAGUAUUGCAAACACCUGAUAAAGGAGCUUCCAGAAAUGAGAUACAGUUCAUUUCUGUGGAUUCUAGGACAAGUGGUAAAGGUUCAAAUAUUCGCAAGUCCCUGAGGACAAUCGGAAAGCUGAUCAAUGGCAGGGGCGGCUCUGAACCGGUGGUGCUACCGGAGCCAAUGCCACGGCCCAAUAUUUUCUGA